AUGGCAUUUCUGAUAUAUUAUAGUGCACGCCACGCUGAACGCGAGACCCGUUUACGCGACAAGGCUAGCAGCAGCAUGAAACAGCAAGUUCAGGAAAUGAAAUAUGGUAGUGUCCUUUUGGUUGGAUGCCUUGUUCCCGGUCUGGUCUACUAUGGUGGGGAUCGCGUUCGACUCUCGGCAAUCGACUCUCGGCAAUCGACUCUCGGCAAUCGACUCUCGGCAAUCGACUCUCGGCAAUCGACUCUCAACAUCGACUCUCAAGGCUAG
Messenger RNA from Zychaea mexicana, 267 nucleotides. RefSeq lists its product as uncharacterized. The record is from RefSeq and is a predicted model, not a curated record. The coding region runs from base 1 to 267 and encodes 88 amino acids. The transcript is spliced from 2 exons. Lineage: Eukaryota; Fungi; Mucoromycota; Mucoromycetes; Mucorales; Lichtheimiaceae.